AUGAAAUUCUUAUCCCUCAUUGCAGCCUCUCUCUUGUUGGCAUCUUCCACUGGCUUUGCUCCAAGUCCUCUGUCAACCAUCCGACCGACGGCUUCUCUUAAUGCCAUUUCUGAAGACUUUUCCGACUCGGCCCUUACCAUUGCCGAGGCUGCUGCUUCUCUUCGCGGCAAGACUAUUGUCGUCAAAUACGGAGGUAACGCUAUGACUUCUCCCGAGCUCAAGGCUGGAUUCUGCCAAGAUGUUGCCGCCUUGCAAAACCUCGGCAUUCGCAUGGUCGUCGUGCACGGUGGAGGCCCUCAAAUCAACAGCAUGUUGGAAAAGGUCGGCGUCGAGUCUCGCUUUGAAGGUGGUAUGCGUGUGAGUACACCUGAAGUUGUUGAUGUCGCUGAAAUGGUCUUGUGUGGUUCCGUCAAUAAGGAAAUCUCGUCUACCAUUUGCAGUGCCGGUGGUCGUGCCUUGGGUUUGUCAGGUCGCGACGACUCCUUGUUGCAAUGCGUCAAGAAGAUUGACAAGCAAGGGUACGAUUUGGGAUAUGUCGGUGAAGUCGAGAUCGUUAACACGAAACUCCUCAACGAACUCUUGGACAUGGGCAUUUGCCCCGUCGUCUCGCCAAUUGGAACUGGCAUGGGCGAGGAAAAAGACAUUGCAUACAAUGUCAAUGCCGAUGUCGCUGCUGGAAGAAUAGCCGGUGAGCUCAAGGCAGCCCGUGCUUUGUUCUUGACCGACAUUGCCGGAGUCUUGGACAAGGACAUGAAAUUGUUGCCCAACCUGUCGUGUGACGACAUGGAUGGAUUGAUCGAGGACGAAACCAUUACAGGAGGAAUGAUCCCCAAGGUUUCCUAUGCCACCAGUGCUGUCAAGUUGGGAGUCGGCGGUGCCUUUAUCACCGAUGGACGAGUCCCCCAUGCAUUGUUGAAGGAAGUCUUGGGCGGAGGUGCAGCCGGAACUGGAUCGGGUGACGGUGGUACCUUUGUGAGCCUGUAA
Messenger RNA from Cylindrotheca closterium, 984 nucleotides. The record is from the annotation of a GenBank genome assembly. NCBI's taxonomy places the organism in Eukaryota, Bacillariophyta, Bacillariophyceae, Bacillariales, Bacillariaceae.